AUGGAGUCUGCAGAGACUGAUCGCGUUUUGCAGUCUGCAGAGACUGAUCGCGUUUUGCAGUCUGCAGAGACUGAUCGCGUUUUGCAGUCUGCUGAGACUGAUCGCGUUUUGCAGUCUGCAGAGACUGAUCGCGUGUUGCAGUCUGCUGAGACUGAUCGCGUUUUGCAGUCUGCAGAGACUGAUCGCGUUUUGCAGUCUGCAGAGACUGAUCGCGUGUUGCAGUCUACAGAGACUGAUCGCGUUUUGCAGUCUGCAGAGACUGAUCGCGUUUUGCAGUCUGCAGAGACUGAUCGCGUGUUGCAGUCUGCUGAGACUGAUCGCGUGUUGCAGUCUGCUGAGACUGAUCGCGUUUUGCAGUCUGCAGAGACUGAUCGCGUGUUGCAGUCUGCAGAGACUGAUCGCGUGUUGCAGUCUGCAGAGACUGAUCGCGUUUUGCAGUCUGCAGAGACUGAUCGCGUUUUGCAGUCUGCAGAGACUGAUCGCGUGUUGCAGUCUGCUGAGACUGAUCGCGUGUUGCAGUCUGCUGAGACUGAUCGCGUUUUGCAGUCUGCAGAGACUGAUCGCGUUUUGCAGUCUGCAGAGACUGAUCGCGUGUUGCAGUCUGCUGAGACUGAUCGCGUGUUGCAGUCUGCUGAGACUGAUCGCGUUUUGCAGUCUGCAGAGACUGAUCGCGUGUUGCAGUCUGCAGAGACUGAUCGCGUGUUGCAGUCUGCUGAGACUGAUCGCGUGUUGCAGUCUGCUGAGACUGAUCGCGUUUUGCAGUCUGCAGAGACUGAUCGCGUGUUGCAGUCUGCUGAGACUGAUCGCGUGUUGCAGUCUGCUGAGAGUGAUCGCGUUUUGCAGUCUGCAGAGACUGAUCGCGUGUUGCAGUCUGCUGACACUGAUACCACGUGA
Messenger RNA from Homalodisca vitripennis (glassy-winged sharpshooter), 894 nucleotides. RefSeq lists its product as uncharacterized. The record is from RefSeq and is a predicted model, not a curated record. Bases 1 to 894 code for a protein of 297 amino acids. The transcript has 2 exons. NCBI's taxonomy places the organism in Eukaryota, Metazoa, Arthropoda, Insecta, Hemiptera, Cicadellidae.